This is a messenger RNA of Empidonax traillii (willow flycatcher), 997 nucleotides long. It is a transcript of the gene SPEF1, whose product is annotated as sperm flagellar 1. Lineage: Eukaryota; Metazoa; Chordata; Aves; Passeriformes; Tyrannidae. Gene Ontology annotation, molecular function: microtubule binding. The record is from RefSeq and is a predicted model, not a curated record. The transcript is spliced from 9 exons. Bases 113 to 997 code for a protein of 294 amino acids. Gene Ontology annotation, cellular component: axoneme. Gene Ontology annotation, biological process: regulation of cytoskeleton organization.
AGGACGCUCCGUUAAGCCCCGCCCCCGUUGCCAUGGCAGCAGGACGCUCCGUUAAGCCCCGCCCCCGUUGCCAUGGCAGCAGGAUGCUCCGUUAAGCCCCGCCCCCGUUGCCAUGGCAGCAGACGCCGUCCGGCCGCUCAUGGCGGACGCGGCCCCGGCCCCGGCGCUGCGGGCCCUGUACCGCUGGCUGGACGCGGUGCCGCUGUCCCGGCCCCGCAAGAACAUCGCCCGCGACUUCAGCGACGGGGUGCUCGCGGCCGAGGUGGUGAAGUUCUUCUUCCCCUCCCUGGUGGAGCUGCACAGCUUCGUCCCCGCCAGCUCCACCGCGCAGAAACUCGCCAACUGGGGGCACCUCAACAGGAAGGUGCUGAGUAAGCUGAAUUUGCGGGUCCCGGACGAGCUGAUCCGGCAGCUGGUGCAGAGCCAGCCGGGAACGGCGGAGCAGGUGCUGCUGCUGCUGCGGGACAGGAUCGAGCAGAGGCAGGGACGGAACCACGGCACGGGCGGGGCCGAGCAGGCAGUGCUGGAGGAGAGUGGAUACCUGGACACAGGGGAGGGGGCAGAGGUGUUUGGGAGGGUGACAAAGUCCCUGCUGGGUUUUCCAGGCCAUCCCAAGGGCAGGAGUGAUGUGGGAGGGGGCUGUUCCCGGGAGGGCGCUGCCAGGGGGGUGUCGAAGCCCCCCGUGGGGGUUCCGGGGGACGCUGCCAUGCGCCUGCAGCUGGUGGAGCGGGAGCAGGCGCUGCGGCUGGCACAGGAGACCAUCCAGAUCCUGCAGGCAAAGGUGGAGCGGCUGGAGCAGCUCCUGCUCCUCAAGAACCUGCGGAUCGACGACCUGAGCCGGCGGCUGCAGCAGGGACGGGGACAGGGACUGGGACAGGGACAGGGACAGGGAUGGGGGCUCCACUGCGGGCUCUGCUUCCCGGAUCCCGGGCUGGAGCAGUGCCAGGAGUGCCAGGAGUGCCUGGCCAUGGGCCAGAUCCCAUCCUGCUGGUCCUGA